UAAACUACCGCUAACUCGACACUUCUGCCCCUCUGUCUAAAAUCGAUAAGUGAUUGGUUUUCUUGAUGGUUAAGAUUUCGUGGGUAUGGUAACUUGCUCAUAGAAGGGUUAUCAUGGCAUUGAAAAGAAGAAGAGCAACAUCCCCCUCUAGCAGUGUGAGUGGAGGAGAUUUUGACGAUAGCCAGACUUCAACGUUAGUCUCUUCAAUUGGGAGAAAGAGGAGAAGGACCUCAAACAUUCCAACUGUGGAUCCUAUUGCUGUAUGUCAUGAACUAUACAACACUAUCAGAGAUUACAAGGAUGACCAGGGCAGGAUGCUGUGUGAGCUCUUCAUCAGAGCCCCAAAACGAAGGAAUCAACCAGACUAUUACCAUGUGGUGUCUCAGCCUAUUGACAUGAUGAAGAUCCAGCAGAAAUUAAAGAUGGAGGAGUAUGAUGAUGUUGACCAACUCACCAGUGACUUUCAACUGUUAUUCAACAAUGCAAAAACAUAUUACAAGUCUGACAGUCCUGAGUACAGGGCAGCCUGUAAACUGUGGGACCUUUACCUGCGGACCAAAAAUGAAUUUGUUCAGCGAGGGGAUUAUGAAGAGGAUGAUGAAGAUGGCUACGACACACAAGACAACCCCGGUGGUUCCACUGAAGAUGAGAGUGCUCCCUCCUGCUUGAAAGAGUUCCUCGAGCAGCUCCUCGAUGCUGUGGUGUCGUACAUCGAGCCCACUGGCCGCCUGGUCAGCGAACUCUUCCAGAAGCUUCCCUCCAAAAUGCAAUACCCUGAUUAUUAUGCCAUCAUUAAGGAACCAAUAGAUCUGAAAAUCAUCGCUCAAAAGAUUCAGUUGGGCCACUACAGGAGUGUCAGUGCCAUGGCCAAAGAUGUCGAUUUGCUGGUUAAGAACGCUAAAACUUACAAUGAGCCUGGAUCACAGGUGUUUAAGGAUGCAAACACCAUCAAAAAGAUUUUCUCACAAAAGAAGUCGGAGAUGGAACACGGAGAACCAAUCAAGUCCAGCAUGCGUAUCAGGAACAGAAGGUCUGCUCAGGGAGACCGCCUCUCAGCUAUCACCAUGGCUCUUCAGUAUGAAAGUGAUGAGGAGGGCAUCCUCUCUGGUUCUGUGCACUACGACGAAGGGGAAUCUGAGGCGGAGAGUUUGACCUCGAACAUGGACAUGACUAAUCCCAUCUUUCAGCUGUAUGAGGCCGUGCGAGGAGCAAGGAACAGCCAGGGCCAGCUGAUCUCUGAGCCUUUCCUGCAGCUGCCCUCCAGGAAGGACUACCCUGACUACUUUCACCAGAUCAGUCACCCCAUCUGCCUCCACCAGAUCAAGAACAAGAUGAAGAACAAUGAGUAUGAGAGCGUUGAGCACGUUGACUCUGAUCUGACACGGAUGUUUGAGAACGCCAAACGCUUCAAUGUUCCUCAUUCCUCCAUCUACAAGCGGGCGCUCAAACUCCAACAGAUCCAGCAGAUGAAGAGGAAGGAGCUUUUACAGAGAGAUGAUGAUGAUGAUGGAGACAGCAUGCUGUCCUCUGCCACUUCUGACACCAGUAGUACAAAGAGAAAAAGUCACAAGAAGAACACAAAGAAAAACCGGAUGAAGGCUCUCUUACUUUCUGUGAGUGAGGCUCGAGAAGCCGGCACAGGUCGCAGACUGUGUGACCUUUUCAUGGUGAAGCCCUCGAAGAAGGACUAUCCCGACUACUACAAGGUCAUCCUGGAACCCAUGGACCUCAGGACCAUAGAGCACAACAUUCGCUCGGACAAAUACAUGACUGAAGAUGCUAUGGUGGAGGAUAUGAGGCUGAUGUUUCGCAAUGCUCGACACUACAAUGAAGAAGGCUCACGGGUCUACAACGAUGCUGAUGUCCUAGAGAAGAUUAUGAAAGACAGACGCAGGGAUCUUGGGCCUGCAACAGACGAUGAUGAUAUAAUGUCACCCAAGUUGAAAAUAAGAAAGAACAGCAUCACUCUGAAGAAGUCCAAAUACUUAACACCUCUACAGCAGAAGCUUAAUGAACUUUAUGAAGCUGUUAAGAACUACACAGAUAAACGGGGACGUCGUCUCAGCACCAUCUUCCUCCGACUGCCGUCUCGCGCCGAGCUCCCUGAUUACUACAUUGCCAUUAAAAAACCUGUGGACAUGGAGAAGAUCAAGAGCCACAUGAUGGCUAACAAGUACCAGGAUGUGGACGCCCUGGUGGAGGACUUGGUGCUCAUGUUCAACAACGCCUGUACCUACAACGAGCCCGAGUCCUUGAUUUACCGCGAUGCUCUCAUGUUGCACAGGGUGCUGCUGGAGACCAGGCGGGACCUGGAAGGAGGAGAUGACACCCAUGUGCCUGAUGUGCCCCGCCUCAUCCAGGAACUCAUCCGAAGUCUAUUUGUCUCCGUGCUAGGUCACCAAGACGAUGAGGGCCGUUGCUACAGUGAUUCACUGGCAGAGAUUCCCGCCUUAGAUCCGGCAAAUCCUGAAAAGCCACGACUCAAUUUUGAGAUAAUCAGGUCUAAUGUAGAUCGAGGGCGUUAUAAGAGGCUGGAUGUGUUUCAGGACCACAUGUUUGAAGUCCUGGAAAAGGCCAGACGAUUGAACAGGACUGAUUCAGAGAUUUUUGAAGACGCCGUAGAGCUGCAGCAGUUCUUUAUCCGGAUCAGAGAUGAGCUGUGUAAGAACGGAGAGAUCCUGAUGUCUCCAGCUCUCAGCUACACAUCCAAACAUCUGCACAACGACGUGGAAAAGGAGAAGAAGGAGAAGCUUCCCAAGGAGUUUGAAGAAGACAAAAUCAAGAGGGAAGAGGAAAAAAGAGAAGCGGAGAAGAGAGAGGACACUGUUGGAGGAUCGUGGCAGUCCAAUCUGCAACGCACAUACAGUCAGGACUGCAGCUUCAAAGACAGCAUGUACCAUGUGGGAGACUACGUGUAUGUGGAACCUGCAGAGCCAAACCUCCAGCCUCACAUCAUCUAUAUUGAACGCCUCUGGCAGGAUGACACAGGUGAGAAGUGGCUGUACGGCUGCUGGUUCUACAGGCCAAAUGAAACAUUUCACCUCGCCACGAGAAAGUUCUUGCAGAAGGAGGUUUUUAAGAGCGACUAUUACAACAAAGCUCCUGUCAGCAAGAUUCUGGGGAAAUGCGUGGUCAUGUUUGUAAAGGAGUACUUCAAACUUCACCCAGAAGGCUUCAGAUCUGAGGAUGUUUUUGUCUGCGAGUCUCGCUACUCUGCCAAGUCCAAGUCCUUCAAGAAGAUCAAGAUGUGGACCAUGCCCUUGAGCUCAGUCCGUUUUGUUCCCAGAGAGGUCCCGCUACCUGUCGUCCGUGUGGCGUCGAUGUUUGCCCCCAAACAAGAGGAGAAACCCUCAGAGAUGGCAGAUGAAAGCAAAAUGACAGACGUUAUUGUAGACAAGGAAAACAAUCUGUGUCUGCAGGAGAGGGAGGACGUUCCAAUGGAUAUGACCAAUGGGGAGCCCGGGUGUCAAUACUAUGAACAGCUCUGCUACAACAACCAGUGGCUUAAAGUGGGAGACUGCGUUUACAUUGGUUCACAUGGGCUAGUGCGCCACCGAGUGGGAAGGGUUGAGAAAAUGUGGAUGCGAGAUGGAGCAGGAUACUUCUUUGGUCCAAUCUUCAUUCAUCCAGAGGAAACUGAGCAUGAGCCCACCAAGAUGUUCUACAAGAAGGAAGUGUUUCUGAGCAACCUGGAGGAGACCUGUCCUAUGACCUGCAUCAUAGGGAAGUGUGUGGUGUCGUCAUACAAAGACUAUCUGUCCUGCCGGCCAACUGAAGUGCCUGAGGAGAACAUUCUGCUCUGUGAGAGUCGCUACAUUGAGAGUGAGAAGCAGAUGAAGAAAUUUAAAGGUCUUAAGCGCUUUUCUCUCUCAGGGAAAGUGGUGGAGGAUGAAAUCUACUAUUUCCGGAAGCUGAUUGUGCCCCAGAAGGAGCCGUCCCCUCUUCUAGACAAGAAAAUUGAGAAACUGGAGGCUAAAUUUGCUGAUAUGACGGACGAGGAGCUAGAGGAUCUUGGGGAUGAUGAUGGGGAGCUUGGGGACCACUCUCUUCCUCGGAUGCAGUCGUCCAUGUCCAGUGACAUGGACACCAUGCCCUACACUCCUCCACAGUCCACACCGAAAUCCAUAAAGGGACUUUCAAAGAAGGAGGGCUCAAAGCGUAAAAUCAACAUGAGUGGCUACAUCUUGUUCAGCAGUGAGAUGCGAGCAGUCAUCAAAGCCCAGCACCCAGACUUCUCCUUUGGGGAGCUGAGCCGCCUAGUUGGCACAGAGUGGAGAAACCUGGAGGGCUCCAAGAAAGCUGAAUAUGAAGAGCGAGCAGCUAAAGUGGCCGAACAGCAGGAGCGCGAGAGGGCUCAUCAUCAGACGUCCCCUAGAGCAGGUACCCCAGUAGGGGCUCUGAUGGGGGUGGUACCUCCCCCAACACCCAUGGGGAUGCUAAAUCCCAGCAUGACGCCUGUGUCAGGUAUGAUGGGAGGAUAUAGGUCAGCUCUGAUGCCCUCCUGGGGCCACAUAAACAGCAUGUUUAGUAUGGCUGGCAUACCCACACACCACAUGGGGGUUUCUCUCCUCCCCCAACAUCUCCUGCCUGUUUUGCCUGGGUUUCCUGGAAUGCAGUACUUUGGGGUCUCGGGCUUGGCAGGUGGAGCAGGAAACAUACAUGGAUCACAGAUGGGUUUGCUGGGCCCAGGGCAGCAAGCUCCACCACCCUACCCAGGACAAGGCCACAUGGGACAACCUGCGCCUCAGCAGCCCUCCACCCCAGUGUUUGUGUCCCCACCAGCCAAGACUCAGCGGCUGCUCCACUCUGAGGCAUACCUCAGAUACAUUGAGGGCCUAACAGCAGAGUCCUCUACCAUUAGCAAGUGGGACCACACACUCUCAGUUAAAAAACAAGAUGUGCGUCUGACAAAAGAGCAAGAGAGCAGACUACCAUCCCACUGGCUUAAGAGUAAAGGGGCCCACAAGACAAUGGCAGAUGCACUUUGGAGACUCCGUGACCUGAUGCUGCGAGACACCUUAAACAUCCGUCAGACGCACAACCUGUAGCAUGCUCAUACUUUGAGCCUCUGUUCCCUCUGUACCUGUAAAACAGGAAAAGGAUUAAGCUCACUAAAAGUGUUUUCUUUGUGUUGUCGUUUAAAGAAAUGUGUUUGUUGUCAUUACAGCUGUUUUCUGUGUUGAAGCUGUUUUUUGUUUAACACUUAAGAUAAACUGUUCUAAGUGCAUUAUUGUUAAAGACUGACAUUCUGUGAUGAUUGCCUUCAUGCUUUCACAAUUAAAAUGUGAAGAGGUGAAUUUCUCAGUUUAUUAACUUUGAAAAAUAUGAGUUGAGACCCCUUGAGGUUGAAUAAAAGCUGUUACUUUUAAUGUUU
Labrus mixtus (cuckoo wrasse) is the source of this 5374-nucleotide messenger RNA. It is a transcript of the gene pbrm1, whose product is annotated as polybromo 1. The coding region runs from base 114 to 5048 and encodes 1644 amino acids. The record is from RefSeq and is a predicted model, not a curated record. The transcript has 30 exons. Gene Ontology annotation, molecular function: protein binding; chromatin binding. Gene Ontology annotation, cellular component: RSC-type complex. Gene Ontology annotation, biological process: chromatin remodeling. Lineage: Eukaryota; Metazoa; Chordata; Actinopteri; Labriformes; Labridae.